Ordospora pajunii is the source of this 291-nucleotide messenger RNA. RefSeq lists its product as uncharacterized. The coding region runs from base 1 to 291 and encodes 96 amino acids. The transcript has a single exon. The record is from RefSeq and is a predicted model, not a curated record. Lineage: Eukaryota; Fungi; Microsporidia; Ordosporidae.
AUGCAUUUGGCAUUUACUCGACAUAUCCGCUGUACAUAUAGCAAAUGUUUACUACAGCACAUGGGUGCUGAUUCCAGAAGCGUGCUGCCUCUUGAGGAGAUCUACAACUUCCUUUCUGCAUCUGUGUCUGUUGAAAUCUGGGGACUUGAUGCCAGUACCAGGCAUGCUGGGACAAUCGUUGGGUUUGACGAGUACAUGAAUGUCGUGAUUGAUGCGAAUGGAAAGCGUGUCUUGAUCAAGGGAGAUUGUGUAUGUGCAGUAGUUGCUAGGGACGAUGCUGCGCAGAGAUAG